CAGCAUAACAUACAGCUCUACGAACUGUGCACGUGAGAUUGAUUGACGGAACUUCGCAAAUAUCUUAGUCUAAAAAAUCUGCGAAUGCCGGAGCUAUGUUAGCAUUAUGGCAGUAUUUUCGAAUUUAGAAGAAGCGUUUAUUCUUAAGGCGAUCCAAGAGUCUCAGAGACUCGAUGGACGUCAACCUUAUGAUUACAGAAGGCUCAAGAUAGAAUUUGGUGGAGAGAGGGGAUGUUGUAUGGUUCAUAUGGGUGAUACAAGGAUUUUAGCCCAGGUAUCAUGUGAAGUUGUUGAACCUAAAGAAAACAGACCAAAUGAAGGUCAACUCUUUGUGAACCUUGAACUCUCACCUAUGGCAUCAACUACAUUUGAAGCAGGAAGGUUAUCAGAUUAUGGAGUAGAACUGAACAGAUUAUUGGAAAGGACUGUUAAAGAUUCAAGAGCUUUAGAUGUUGAAUCAUUAUGCAUUGUUGCUGGUGAAAAGGUUUGGAAAAUAAGACUAGAUGUGCAUGUGUUGAACCAUGAUGGUAAUAUAUUAGACUCAGCCUGCAUAGCAGCCAUCGCUGCUCUCUCACACUUCAGAAGACCAGAUGUGACAGUUAUAGGAGAGAGUGUAACUAUCCAUUCUCCUCAAGAUCGUGAUCCUGUCCCUCUUAAUGUUCAUCAUAUACCUGUUUGUGUUACAUUUGCAUUCUAUCACCAAGGGUCUCGAUUACUUGUUGAUCCAACGGAGAAGGAAGAGAGAGUAAUGGAAGGUACAAUGGUCGUUGGUAUGAAUGUUCAUAGAGAGCUCUGUACUAUGCAGGUUACAGGAAGUAUGCUCAUACUUAAAGAACAGAUCAUGCGAUGUUGUCAGAUUGCUGUGGUAAAAGUAGGAGAACUUACAGAUCUCAUCAAACUAGCUUUGGAGAAGGAUAAAACAGCAAGAGCUGAAGGUAAGAAGUUUGGUUUUGCUGAAUCCCAUCCAAAGAAAUCAAUCACAAGUCGAGUCAUUCCUGAACAGACCGUUGAUACGUCAGACAUUGCAGAUGAAGUCAAUCAGAUCAUGGAGACGACUGAACCACCUGAACAAGUAUCCAGCAAGUUAGAGAUCAAAAAGCCUGGCUUGGGACAGAUAGGAGAAGGGUUAAGAAACUCUUGGUUUGAUGAUGAUGGUGAUGAAGAGGAAGAAAAGAAUGGAAAGGAGGAGGAUGAAGAUAUGGAAGGGAUAGUAUCAGAAGAAGAAGAGGAGAUUGUGAUAAAACCUGUAGCUAAAGAGAAAAGAAAAGGAAAAUCCAAGGAUUAUGAUUCAGAGAGUGAAGAAGAAGAAACGUUCACAUUAGAUAAUGCAGAGCUUGAUAUUGUUCCUAGGUCAAAGUCAUUAAAAACUUCAGAGGAAUUGGAUCUUACUUCAGCAUUAAAGAAACCAUCAGAGAAGAUUAAAACUGGAGGAAACGUCAAAUCUAAGGGAGGGAAGAAGAAAUGGAAGAAAGGACAAAAUAUCAAAGAUAGGCCAUGAGAAAUUUACAACCGGAUGACAAAUAUAAAACAGGAACUAUUAUGAGAAAUACAGAAGAGAAACUGAUCAUAUGAAUGAGACUUUGGAGUACUGUGAAGCUGAUAUAUACUGCUUUAGAUGGGAAGAAUCAGAUGACUAGAUAUUUUAGGAGGUUCAUAUGGCUGGUUUGAUGAGCAAUAAAACUUCUUCUCUAUGAAUGCAAGAAGAUAAUGAUAUUAUGUCACAAGACUUGCACUAUUGCUAAACCUGCUAUGCCAUCUCUAGAUGAGGUGUGUAAAGGAACGUUGAAAAUCAGAUGGGUAAAUUGCCUGUUUCUUGAUUGUGUAAACAAGGCAUUUUAUAUUGGGUUGAAUAGAUUGUUCAGAAAGCUUUAAAAGGGAAGAAACAAAUGGCUGGAUUGAUAUGACAAAAGAUGAAGACUGAGUAACUGAUUACAUCUCAAGAUAAGCUUUAGUAGCAUGAUAUAACAUGUCAUGAUGACCUCAACCCCAGCUGAUCUUUGAAUCCUGACCAAGAAUAAGCUAAAAGGAAUUUUGAUAGCAUUCUUAUCUACUGGAUUUCAUUUAUUCAAGAUCAUUCCUGAGAUGUUACAGCAAUUCACCCUCCCUCUUUUUGCUAGGCUUUUACCAGUAAAAGGGAGAGGUAAGCAUAAUGCUAAAGUAUGGAGGGAGAUCAUAGAGUUUUACUAAAUGUUCUCAGACCCAGAUGCGCAUCUUGCUAUGCAUCACUUUUAGUCAGACUUAAUUAUCUGUGAAACACCCC
This is a messenger RNA of Lytechinus variegatus (green sea urchin), 2260 nucleotides long. It is a transcript of the gene exosc9, whose product is annotated as exosome complex component RRP45-like. Bases 107 to 1498 code for a protein of 463 amino acids. Gene Ontology annotation, cellular component: nuclear exosome (RNase complex); cytoplasmic exosome (RNase complex). NCBI's taxonomy places the organism in Eukaryota, Metazoa, Echinodermata, Echinoidea, Temnopleuroida, Toxopneustidae. Gene Ontology annotation, biological process: nuclear polyadenylation-dependent rRNA catabolic process; U4 snRNA 3'-end processing; TRAMP-dependent tRNA surveillance pathway. The transcript is spliced from 12 exons. The record is from RefSeq and is a predicted model, not a curated record.